UAUCAAUUAAUCCGUUAAAAUGAGUGACCUAGACUAAUCAAUUGAAGCAAGAACAGAUAAAUUUGAAUGUAUUUAAUAUAACAAUUAUUUUAUAGCUGAUUUAAAUAGAGUAAGUUUAUAAUAAGAUGCAUUACUCCCUCUAUUACAAAUGAUUGAAUACAUUCCAUCAAUACAAAGAACAGAAGCAAAUGUUAAAUAAGUAUAAAAAAAACAAGAUAUCAAUGAAUAAAAAUAAGGAAGACUUGUAUUCAAUAUUCAUAAUAUUAUAUAGGAAAGAUGCGCUGAAAGAAAAUUAAGAGAAAUAGAAUCUAUGCCUUAAAAACCUUAAUUAGAGGUGUAAUAGGUAGAUUAAAGAAUUAAGGAUCUAGAAUCCUCUAUUAAUUGUUUAUAUAGGUAAAAUUUAAUACUAUCACUAGGUGGUAUGAAGCAAAAUUGAAAGAAGGAUCUUAAUAAAUUGUUCGUAGUAUUGAUGAUAAAUUGGGAACUGAUCCAAAUGCAGAAUUUAAUGAUUAAUUAUUGAUUGUUGUGAAUUAAACUAUCAAAAAUGCACUUGAUAAAAUGAGUGAAGAUUUUAGGGGAUAACUUUGUGAAAUUAGAUAAAUGCUAUGA
Messenger RNA from Paramecium primaurelia, 609 nucleotides. Lineage: Eukaryota; Ciliophora; Oligohymenophorea; Peniculida; Parameciidae. The record is from the annotation of a GenBank genome assembly.